AUGCCAGUUGAUGCAGAAGCAUAUAUGUCAGGAGAGAUUCCCGCUCUCUCAAGAGGUGGGUCUUGGCUGCCCGGCAAAAUAACACUUGGUUCUAGUCAAGCUCCAUCCUUGCAGCGGGGUACCUCCUAUGGCUCAUCGCCUCGAUCAAGUCUCCCUCAUACUCCUCCAACUCCUACUCACAUUAUGGGUGGUGAUUUUGCUGCAUCAAAUUCAAUCCCUUUCCCCAAGCCCCCUUGGUACGGAUCAUCUCACAGAGCAGAAUCAGUGGUCAGUACACAUUCAAGAACUCCCAGCCACAGCCAUCUGGCAGGCGCAGCUUCUACCCAUGGUUUGAAGCGGGAAAAGGUGCUUGGUCCGGUACUGCAUAACGGCUGGCUACAAGGAUCGAUGGAGCCACCAGAAUCAUUGGAUGGCUCACUCUAUCAGGAAUCAGUCAAUUUGACACCCCAUGCGAUGCUUAAGGUCACUAAUGAUUCUAAUCGUCAGGCUCCCAUUUCACCCAAACAAACUUCAACUCACAGUGAACAGGCUCGUAUGUGUGAAGGCUCGAUAGCAAUCUCAUCACCUUAUCGAAAGCUCAGCCAGGCUGGAGUUGAUCAGGCAUCUCCCAACCGACGAGUAGCGGAACUCCGACCUACGCCACAGAAUGAUCGAUCUGAGAUGUGUUCCAGCCAGAGAAGCUUCGAACGCCCCAAUCUAUCCAGGAGGCAUAGUCACAAUCCAAUUCUGGCACCUAAACCUAAAAGGAUCAACGAAGACGACCUGUUCCGAUCGGCACAAUUGAAUAAUCGACUUGCUCGCCUCAGUUUACAAGGCAGGCAGUGUCACACGCCAGAUCCUCAUACGCCACCACGUAUUCCACAAUCCUCGAAUCCAGAAUCCAAACCUAACAUGAUGAGGCGUUCCUCUUCCCCUUCUUCCCCCUGUCCCAAAUCGUCCACUGCAUCGAAGCCACCAAGCUCUUCAGGCUCACAGAAAAGCGCUAGUCAUGGUCACCGGAGUAGACAUAUAUCUACCCCUCAUUCAGUCGCUCUUGUUCCGGCCCCUAUCGCGUCCAAUCUGCAGCAGUCUGUCCCAUCGUCGCUCCUUUCACCCCUGGGGGGACAUUCGUGCUAUUCUUCUAGCUUAAGGGGUGGGGUAUCCGCGCAUAAGAUGCCUCCCUCACCGGCUAUUGCCACUCGCUCAAGGACUUCGAGUAUUGCCGAAGGCGUCACCGAUACUCCUUUUGGGUACGUGUCACCUCUGGACGACGAUGAAUACGAUCCAUAUGCCGCUCACCCUGCUGCAUCUCCAUCUGGAUCACCUCACCGCCACCCCCCAUCAUCACUACAUAAUUUCUCUGAGCGCGACAUCUCUGAGACAAGGAGCAACAAGAGUCCAUCUGUGAGGAAAGAGUAUAUACCACCUGGGUAUGCCAGACCAACGCGAGAUCUGGAAUGGAACAGGGUUGGACCGGCAAUGAAGACUCAUGGUAUCGCAUGGUUGAGAGAAGGGGAUCCAAGACAAUUGCCUUCUGCGCCUCGCGGACCUCGAUAUGAAGUGGCGAGGCCACCCAGAGUAGAUCAUGUUCACGGAAGCUGGUGGGAAAGUGGGGCAGAUGGUACUUCCUAUGCUGGCUAA
Kwoniella shivajii is the source of this 1620-nucleotide messenger RNA. RefSeq lists its product as uncharacterized. The transcript has a single exon. Bases 1 to 1620 code for a protein of 539 amino acids. The record is from RefSeq and is a predicted model, not a curated record. NCBI's taxonomy places the organism in Eukaryota, Fungi, Basidiomycota, Tremellomycetes, Tremellales, Cryptococcaceae.